AUGUCACGGCAAAGACCACAUUGGAUCUUCGUUGUCCAGGUUUUCCUUCUCUCGGCGACCUUGUCGGCCACGUCGGCGCUGGCCCUCCAGAUCAGCCCCAAUGGCAGCUGCGGCGGCAACACCGGCUUCACCUGUGUUGGAUCGAAAUGGGGAGACUGUUGUUCGGGACACGGCUUCUGCGGCAACAUCGACGCCUACUGCGCUCAUGGGUGCGACCUAUCCGGAGGCACGUGCAAUCCCGGCCAGGGGACGACCGGCGUCCCGCUUGCUCCAAGGCCGACGGACGGGGCGGACAACGCGUCAUCGUGUCGGUUGUGCCCGGCCUGCCCCAUCUGCAUGUCACCGUCGCCGACGCCUGUGCCGUCGUCGUGUCGGAGGCUUGUCACAGCAACGAGUUGGGAGACGGCGACGACAACAAAAACAGUGUUCAAAGCGGCCAAUGGAACAACGAUGGAGUCAAAGACUGUGACCGUGACGGCGACGGUCACACAGGCACGCACGCAGACGCUUGUCCGCACACAAACACGGACGGUGUUUUGGAAUGGAACCGCCAACGCCACCUCGCCAAAACGCGCCACAACCAUGCCACCGCUGACAGCAGCGGCCCUCCCUGCCGCUCCGUAG
Molecule: messenger RNA, 624 nt
Organism: Sporothrix schenckii 1099-18
Lineage: Eukaryota; Fungi; Ascomycota; Sordariomycetes; Ophiostomatales; Ophiostomataceae
Exons: 1
Coding region: 1-624 (207 amino acids)
Molecular function (GO): chitin binding
Source: RefSeq, a predicted model, not a curated record